This is a messenger RNA of Nilaparvata lugens (brown planthopper), 1957 nucleotides long. RefSeq names its product aspartate--tRNA ligase, cytoplasmic-like. Gene Ontology annotation, cellular component: aminoacyl-tRNA synthetase multienzyme complex; cytosol; cytoplasm. Gene Ontology annotation, biological process: aspartyl-tRNA aminoacylation. The record is from RefSeq and is a predicted model, not a curated record. Lineage: Eukaryota; Metazoa; Arthropoda; Insecta; Hemiptera; Delphacidae. Gene Ontology annotation, molecular function: aspartate-tRNA ligase activity; RNA binding; ATP binding.
GGCUCUUUACGUUUCACUUUCACGAAUCACGAGAUUGAUAUUUGAGGUUAUGUUGAGAUAGUACCACUCUUAUCUUAUCUAGAUUUAUAUAAUUACAACUUUCAGACAUUUAUUGAUAGUGCUACACUUCAAAGAUGGGCGUUGAGAAUAAAGUUCAAACUGAAGAUCCACAAGUCAAAUCGAAAAAGCAGCAGAAGAAAGAGGCAAAAGAUGCACUCAAGGCAUCCAAGAAAGAAGAACGAAAAUCAGCAGCAGAGGACGCACUUGUCGAGGAAAAAGAUAUAUCAUCAGGUAAAUACGGCAAUCUUCCUUUUACCGAUAGUCUGACAGGUCUUGAAAGCUAUGUCGAUGUGAAAGAUCUUACUCCUGAACUCAAAGUUAAAACUGUUAGGAUAAGAGGCCGUCUACAUACUAGCCGUGCUAAAGGUAAGCAGUGCUUCAUAGUUAUCCGACAACAAUUUGAUACCGUUCAAGGAUUAUGUGCUGUUAACGAUGUUGUGAGUAAAAGUAUGGUCAAGUUUGUAUCCAAUAUCACAAAAGAGUCAAUUAUUGAUGUGCUUGCAACUGUAGUUUCGGUAAAAUCAAAAAUCGAGUCCUGCACUCAAAAAGAUAUUGAACUGCAUAUUGUUGAGGCAUGGGUUGUUAGCGCAGCUAAAAGUCAGCUGCCUUUGUUGAUUGAAGAUGCAUCACGUCCCAUCAAGGAUGAAAAUGAGGAGGAAGAAAUGGAAGGGUUGAAUAUUCGUGUCAGUCAGGACACAAGACUAGACAACCGCGUACUAGAUUUGCGCACACCAGCAAACCAGGCCAUUUUCCGGUUGGAGGCAGGAGUUUGCAAACUGUUCAGAGACGUCUUAACAUCAUCCGGUUUCAUUGAAAUUCAUACACCGAAAAUAAUUGGCGCUGCUAGUGAAGGUGGAGCCAAUGUUUUCACAGUCUCCUAUUUCAAGGGAUCGGCUUACUUGGCUCAAAGUCCCCAACUCUACAAACAGAUGGCGAUCGCCGCUGAUUUCGACAAGGUGUUCACAGUUGGAGCCGUUUUCCGGGCAGAAGACAGCAACACUCAUCGACAUCUCACCGAAUUUGUUGGCUUGGAUUUGGAAAUGGCAUUCAAACGAGACUAUCACGAGGUUCUCCACACUAUUUGCGACAUGUUCACAGCCAUCUUUAAAGGAUUAAGGGAUGAGUAUAGCAGCGAAAUAGCAGCUGUAGGUCGUCAGUACCCUGUCGAACAAUUUCGCUUCUUACAACCAGCCUUGAUACUAACCUAUCCUACCGCAAUCGACAUGUUACGACAAGCAGGCAUCGACAUCGGAGAUGAGGAAGAUUUAAGCACACAUGAAAAGUUACUAGGAAGGCUCGUCAAAGCUAAGUACGACACAGAUUUCUAUGUGUUGGAUAAGUUUCCGCUGGCUGUUCGUCCGUUCUACACAAUGCCUGUUUACCGGCCGAAAUAUUCGAAUUCAUACGAUGUGUUCAUGCGAGGUGAAGAAAUCAUGUCUGGAGCUCAGCGAAUUCAUGAUGCCGAGUUUCUGACGCAGAGAGCUAGUGAACAUGGCAUCGAUUUGGAGAAGAUCAAGGCCUAUGUUGAUGCUUUUAGGUUCGGAUGUCCUCCCCAUGCAGGGGGCGGUAUCGGCCUAGAAAGAGUCGUCAUGCUGUAUCUAGGAUUGGAUAAUAUUAGGAAGACGUCCAUGUUCCCAAGAGAUCCUAAGAGACUUGCACCGUGAUCUGGAUCAUUAUGUCAAUAAAUUGAUUGCAUAUUUGAUACCAAUGAAGCCACCUUGUUAAAAUUUGUCCUAUUUUCUCUCAGAGCUAUAAUCAUUAAUAAUAGUAUCAAUACUUGUUUCAAUUAUAUUAAUAUUUUUUCAUUUAUUGGUAUUCAGAUCAAUCAAUUCAUGACAAUAAUUUUGAAUCUGGUCAUAUUUUGUCUGAAGAUUGGAAUCAUUAAAUAACUAUUGAA